Molecule: messenger RNA, 1590 nt
Organism: Suillus bovinus
Lineage: Eukaryota; Fungi; Basidiomycota; Agaricomycetes; Boletales; Suillaceae
Exons: 6
Coding region: 1-1590 (529 amino acids)
Source: RefSeq, a predicted model, not a curated record
AUGAGUCUGGACCAGAACCUCUUCACUCUGCUUCUGACACCGAAUACCUCUGACUCGACUGGGCUUGUGACUGAUCUCACCGAUCCUUCGGGGAACGUACACUACCGCAAGCGACGCAUACCCGGGAAAGUAUAUAAGAUUGAGUUGUAUGACCCCAUUUCAGAAUCCUUGCUCGCCUCUGCUACUUCUCCCAGCGCGACGAGUAAACAUAAAACGGUAGAAUUAUAUAAUCCCUCCAAGGUUGUCGAGCUGAAAUACACCGGCACCCUGACUUUCCGAUGGUCCUUCAAAUGGGAAGAACAUGAAUUUGAGUGGAAACGAGAAGAGUGUUUCAUGAUCAGAAAGCCCGACCCCCCUGUCAUGGUUGCGGUGACCAAGGAGCCUCCGGGUAGAAUAAAGACAGCAUCCGUCCAAAUUCUUGAUUACAAUCUCAAUAGGUUUGAUAUAGAUGAUCGAAAAGGGCUAGAAAUCGUCAUUCUAACUGCAUUGCUCACCUUUCAAGAUGCAAGCGAUACGUAUCACCAAUCACCCAAUGACAACAACGCAACACCUGCUGUUCCAACUACUUCAGCUCUAAAAUGCUUCACAGAGACGACUGCGCGAAAGAUGUCAGGCGGAUCUUCGCCACCAGUCCCACCGCCCAAACCCGCCCAAAAAACAGGUGUCGAAAGGGUUGCUGAAAUCCAGGCAUCCACUGGUAGAGGCGAAGUUAAUGAAGUGUUAAUCGUCGACGAGUGUUCCUUCAAGGAUUACGCGCGAUAUUGUGCACGGAUGCUGCAGGACGAAGCGAUGCUAUUUAUAUCCAUACGCUCUUCAGGACCACCCCAGGUUUCCAAAGUGGUGCAAGUAGUCGAGGAGACGAAACGCAUCCGCCAUAAAGCGGGUAAUCAUAUAGGCCAUGAAGAACUUCAUCAAUAUGUUCUAUACGAUACGGCCCAGAUACCACGCAAGGGUCCGACAACGAUCAAUCUGAACGGUAAUAAAGACAAAGCAAAGGGCAAGGAUUAUACCCCGCCGAGCAACAUCGUGGUGCAUCUAGGUAAAAUCGACAUGCCCGAGUUACAGCCAAGGAGCGCUGCUCCUAUACGGCCCGGAGAAGGACGGUCGGGUGCAGCAAAAGACCGAACAAAGGAUGGGAAGAGCAAAGACACGCGCAAGGACAAAGAAAAGAAAGUCAAAGAAUCAAGCGACAAGGAACGGAGCGAAAGGAAGAGGCGUGAGACAGAGCACGCAGCGGAGAAGGCAAAGCUUCGAUCGAAAUCUAGCGCGCCCGUACUUGCUUCUCAUUUUUCUUCACAUCCGGCUUCAACAUCACAGCGGCCUCAGAUACAUCCGCACCAAACACAUCUACAUAAGUCAUCGCCAUCGCGGCUUAACCGCCCUGCUAACCAUUCGGCUCCACCACUGCCUCCCCGCAUGCCGAUGCACCGUGUGGCUCCGCCACCUAACCGGUACUCGACAUAUGGGACAUACCCGGUGUCAUACCAAGUCCGGUAUUCAUCCAGCCCUCAACGUUUGGAAACCCCCGUGUCUCCAUCACCACCGUCACCUUCCCCAGUCACAUUACUGGCUAGAUUACUCGGGAGGUGA